AUGGCUGAUUCACUAAACCCCCCAUUGUCCUACGAGGCAUCGGCAACUACCACUCACCCUCAUGUCGCCACUUCACUCCCAUCCGAGGUCAUCCAAUGUCUCAAGAACUCCCGCUUCCUGCAUCUGGCAACAUGUGAUGACAAGACACCACACAUUUCCUUGAUGUCGUACACCUAUCUUCCCUCUACCCCGUUCGACCCCAACCCCACCAUCAUCAUGACCACCAACCCCGCAUCGCGGAAAACAAACCACCUCUUGUCCAACCCGCGGGUGUCUCUGCUGGUCCAUGACUGGGUCUCACAUCGCCCACCCACCAGGGCCCCAAACCACGGUGAGCGUGAUGGUUCUCCGCCGCCUGCCGCCACCCGCUCUUCCCUGGCCAGUCUGCUGCUUAACCUGAACACCAGUGCGCUGUCCAGUAUCUCGACCACUAUCUGUGGAGAGGCGCAGUUCUUGGAGUCUGGCUCGGAAGAGGAGUCAUGGUGUAAGGCACGCCAUUUGGAGAAUAACACCUUCGAAGAGGAGGAGAUCAACACUUUUGGUCAGCAGCAGGAUCCCAGCCAGAGACGGCCUAGUCUCUCGCUGGACACUGAUGUGCGGGUUGUUACUGUCCGAGUUACAGAGGGCCGCAUUGCUGAUUGGAAGGGAGGUGUUCGUGAUUGGACUCUGCUCCCGGCUGAAUCGCAGGAUGCUGGGCUGGUCAAUGGCGUGGCGUCUUCAUAG
Molecule: messenger RNA, 723 nt
Organism: Penicillium salamii
Lineage: Eukaryota; Fungi; Ascomycota; Eurotiomycetes; Eurotiales; Aspergillaceae
Source: the annotation of a GenBank genome assembly